Molecule: messenger RNA, 897 nt
Organism: Caenorhabditis remanei
Lineage: Eukaryota; Metazoa; Nematoda; Chromadorea; Rhabditida; Rhabditidae
Exons: 7
Coding region: 1-897 (298 amino acids)
Cellular component (GO): membrane
Source: RefSeq, a predicted model, not a curated record
AUGCUAAUUUCAUCACCGUUAUACCUCUCGACAGCCGCCGUCUUUUCGAUAGUGGGGCUAUCAUUUGUGGUCUUUGCCGUAGUCACUGACAACUGGAUUGAAGUUCAGGUGAAUCGGAGAGAAAUCCUCAAUUCGUUCAAACGAGAGCCUGAAUUGGGAUUGCGUCUACAGAAUGCAUUGGGACACAACAUUAUCUACUUCUCCCGCAACUUUGGUCUUUUCAAUCUCUGCUUCCCUGAUACCGUUCCACAAGAUAUCGGAAGCUUCAUCAAGGCUGGAUCAAUCUGCAUAUGGAAUAAUGAUUUCAUGGUUCCUGAAUCCAAAAAGGAACAUUUCUCGAAUAACGAAAUCUACCGUCAUUAUGCCGCUAAGGCCACCAUCGUCGGUUACCUCAUUGGUAUUGUUUUCGUCGUGUUGAGCUUCAUUAUGGGACUCAUUGGAUGCUGGAACAGAUCGAAAAAGUUCAUCAUGGGCACAGGAAUUCUUAUGAUCUUGGCAGCACUUUCCAUGUCGAUCGCUAUGCUUCUCUGGCAUUACGUUGCUUACAGUGAGAGAUACACUCUUAAUGUUGAACCAUACUACCAAUCUUGGGAGCCAGUUCUCAAAUUGACAUCUCGCCACAACUACGGAUGGUCAUACAUUGUCUCAUGGAUCGGAAUUGGCAGCAUCGUUCUUGCCAGUAUCUUCUUUUUCUUCGCAUAUUUGGCAGUAAAGAAAGAGGAAGAGAAUGCUUUGACAGCUAAACACGGCGCCUACAUGAUGCCAAACUACUACGACAAGGGAGCUGGAGCCAUUGUACCAUACAACUACAACACAUAUGCUGGUUACGGAAACUACCCAUAUUACAAUCAGUACAAUACCGCUGGCUACUACGGAUAUAUGACAUAUGGACGCUAA